Felis catus (domestic cat) is the source of this 4541-nucleotide messenger RNA. RefSeq names its product glucosamine (UDP-N-acetyl)-2-epimerase/N-acetylmannosamine kinase (gene GNE). The coding region runs from base 424 to 2592 and encodes 722 amino acids. Gene Ontology annotation, molecular function: UDP-N-acetylglucosamine 2-epimerase activity; hydrolase activity, hydrolyzing O-glycosyl compounds; N-acylmannosamine kinase activity. The transcript has 12 exons. Gene Ontology annotation, biological process: UDP-N-acetylglucosamine metabolic process. NCBI's taxonomy places the organism in Eukaryota, Metazoa, Chordata, Mammalia, Carnivora, Felidae. The record is from RefSeq and is a predicted model, not a curated record.
GGGAGAUAGUGAGGGUUCUGUUACGGGGGUGUGCAAAAGAGGGCGGAGAGCUCCUUGACAGACAAGUUGCCCUGGGGUGUAAAGGGUUGGAUUAAAAGAUGAGUUUGAAGGUCGGCGCCCAACCCUGCCAUUCUGAGUCUGGGCUUCCGUAGUAGUUUGAUGCGCGUUUAUUUUCCUCUCCAAUCUUGAGCACACCUGUAAAAUUGUUAGAGCACGAACAAGUAUUCUGGGCUCCUCGGAAAGAGAGGAGUGCCGUGUAGCAGUCUAGAUAAUUGGCUAACCCAGCUAGAGAAGCUCUGGAAGAGGCCAAACCAAACUACAGCUCGGGAAUAGGCUUCAGAAAUUUCAGGCCGCUUUUACAUAGCUCCUUCCGUCUUAAUUGAACUCUAUUUUAAGAAUCUCUCAAAGCAAAAGAAACAAGUCAUGGAGAAGAAUGGGAAUAACCGAAAGCUUCGGGUUUGUGUUGCGACUUGCAACCGUGCUGAUUAUUCGAAACUUGCCCCGAUCAUGUUUGGCAUUAAAAUGGAACCUGAGUUCUUUGAACUUGAUGUGGUGGUACUUGGCUCUCACCUGAUAGAUGAUUAUGGGAACACAUAUCGCAUGAUUGAACAAGAUGACUUUGACAUUAACACCAGGCUACACACGAUUGUUAGGGGGGAAGAUGAGGCAGCCAUGGUGGAGUCAGUAGGCCUGGCCCUAGUGAAGCUACCAGAUGUCCUUAAUCGUUUGAAGCCUGAUAUCAUGAUUGUUCAUGGAGACAGAUUUGAUGCCCUGGCUCUGGCUACUUCUGCUGCCUUGAUGAAUAUCCGAAUCCUUCAUAUUGAAGGGGGAGAAGUCAGUGGGACCAUUGACGAUUCUAUCAGACAUGCCAUAACAAAACUGGCUCAUUAUCAUGUGUGUUGCACCCGAAGUGCAGAGCAGCACCUGAUAUCCAUGUGUGAGGACCAUGAUCGCAUCCUUCUGGCAGGCUGCCCUUCCUAUGACAAACUUCUCUCUGCCAAGAACAAAGACUACAUGAGCAUCAUUCGGAUGUGGUUAGGUGAUGAUGUAAAAUCUAAAGAUUACAUUGUUGCGCUACAGCACCCUGUGACCACUGACAUUAAGCAUUCCAUAAAAAUGUUUGAAUUAACAUUGGAUGCGCUUAUCUCAUUUAACAAGCGGACCCUAGUUCUGUUUCCAAACAUUGAUGCAGGGAGCAAAGAGAUGGUUCGAGUGAUGCGGAAGAAGGGCAUUGAGCAUCAUCCCAACUUCCGUGCAGUUAAACACGUCCCAUUUGACCAGUUUAUACAGCUGGUUGCCCAUGCUGGUUGUAUGAUUGGGAACAGCAGCUGUGGAGUACGAGAGGUUGGAGCUUUUGGAACACCUGUGAUUAAUCUUGGAACACGUCAGAUUGGAAGAGAAACAGGGGAGAAUGUCCUUCAUGUCCGGGAUGCUGAUACCCAAGACAAAAUACUACAGGCACUGCAUCUUCAGUUUGGCAAACAGUACCCUUGUUCAAAGAUAUAUGGGGAUGGAAAUGCUGUUCCAAGGAUUUUGAAGUUUCUCAAAUCUAUUGAUCUUCAAGAGCCACUGCAAAAGAAAUUCUGCUUUCCUCCUGUGAAGGAGAAUAUCUCUCAAGAUAUUGACCAUAUUCUUGAAACUCUAAGUGCCUUGGCUGUUGAUCUCGGUGGGACAAACCUCCGAGUUGCAAUAGUCAGCAUGAAGGGUGAAAUUGUCAAGAAGUAUACUCAGUUCAAUCCUAAAACCUAUGAAGAGAGGAUUAAUUUAAUCCUACAGAUGUGUGUUGAAGCUGCAGCAGAAGCUGUAAAACUGAACUGCAGAAUUUUGGGAGUAGGUAUUUCCACGGGUGGCCGGGUAAAUCCUCGGGAAGGAAUUGUGCUGCAUUCAACUAAACUGAUUCAAGAAUGGAACUCUGUGGACCUCAGGACCCCCCUGUCUGACACCUUGCAUCUCCCUGUAUGGGUGGACAAUGAUGGCAAUUGUGCUGCCCUGGCGGAAAGGAAAUUUGGCCAAGGAAAGGGCCUGGAAAACUUUGUGACACUUAUCACAGGUACAGGAAUUGGCGGGGGUAUCAUCCAUCAGCACGAAUUGAUCCAUGGAAGCUCCUUCUGUGCUGCAGAACUUGGCCACCUUGUUGUGUCUCUGGAUGGGCCUGAUUGUUCCUGUGGAAGUCAUGGGUGUAUUGAAGCAUAUGCCUCUGGAAUGGCCUUGCAGAGGGAAGCAAAAAAGCUACAUGAUGAAGACCUGCUCUUGGUGGAAGGGAUGUCAGUGCCAAAAGACGAGGCCGUGAGUGCAGUCCAUCUCAUCCAAGCCGCAAAACUUGGCAACGUGAAGGCCCAGAGCAUCUUGAGAACAGCUGGAACGGCUUUGGGUCUUGGGGUUGUGAACAUCCUCCACACUAUAAAUCCUUCCCUUGUGAUCCUCUCUGGAGUCCUAGCCAGUCACUACAUCCACAUCGUCAAAGAUGUCAUCCGCCAGCAAGCCUUGUCCUCGGUUCAGGAUGUGGACGUGGUAGUUUCGGAUUUGGUGGAUCCCGCCCUGCUCGGUGCCGCCAGCAUGGUUUUGGACUACACAACUCGCAGGAUCUGCUAGGCCUCCCAGGAGGGGACAUGGACCAAGACUCAGAACUUCUUCGUGGAAUCAGGUUGUCUUUUAGAUGAGCGUUUCUUACAAAGCAAAUUUGGUAUUUAGCAGGUGACUUCAGUUAAGUUUUUGCUUUUAGUCUCCUCUUCCAAAGUCACUUUUCCCAACCCGUUUUGGUAGAUGCUGCUCUUUCUGGGGUCAUUUUAGCUCAAACCCUGUAAGUACCAGUCACAAUUUUCUGUGCCAAAGGAGCUGUGAUAGUAGACAAGGAAGCCUUAGGACUCUGCUCACCAGACGUACCACUUAGACCUGCAGGCCUUGCUUGAGAUGGGACCUUGAUACUGGAGUUUGGAUUAUUAAUCCUUCCUACUCUGACCUUAAACUCAGAUUGCAGAAAGGGAUCCAGUCAGGAAACAGAAGGAAAUCUCACCGUGAAUGGCUAAAGUAAACUUUUUUAAAAACAGCUUUACUGAGAUAUUUUUAAAAGUGUACAAUUUGGUAAGCUUUGACAUAUGUAUAUACCUGUGAAACCAUCACCACAAUCAAGACAUUGGACAUACCUGUCACCCCCAAAUGUCAUCUGCUUAAAGAUGUUAUUUGCUACUACUCUUGGAGAGUCUUGAGCAACUUUAGGGAUCUGAAUUACAGUGGCUUUAAGUGACCUUGUCCUUAUCUUCUUAAGGACAGCUGAGAAGCCACUAGGACUUAACAGCCUCUGAAAGGAGAUUAACCAUCCCCAAAGGAUCUUCGCUAUGGACAAACACCUCUCCCUUGAAUAACUUUUCAUGCUAAUGUUGAGUAUGACCCUGGAGUAUCUCCUAAGGCAGCGUUUGUGGAGCCCGUAUCUGUGAAUCUGGAUUCUGGCGAAAUACGAUUUUGUGCUUUCAUUGGUGUCUAGAUACAAAGGCUAGGGUUCUUGCUAUCAAUUUCAACCUGGAAGAAAUAUGAAUACCCACCAUUUAUUAAGUGCCUACUGUGUGCCAGGUUCUGAACUAGGUGCUCCAUAUACGUUAUUCUGAAUUCUCACAACCUGGGAGGUAGGUGUUUUAAUUUCCAUUUUAUACAACCGCAAAUUAAGUCUUGGCGCGUUUAAGUGAUGGCACCUAAAGCUGUGUGGCUAGUGACUCUCAGAAACAGGAUUUGCUCCCAGGUCCAUCUGUGCUUUUCUGCUAAGCCACACAACCCCUCAAAUAAAAACCUUGCAGAAGGUAAAUAUAUCCUAAUUUAGUUCAGACUAACAACAGCUUUAAUAAGACUAUCUCAUUAGCAGAUGACUCAAUUUGUCUUUGAUGCUGUCCCUCAGUGAUAAAUUUAAUCAAAUAUUCUUCUCUGCUGUGGACAUUUUGCCAAUAUUGCCAAUACAGGUUUUUAUGGGUACUUUCAGAUGAUCUAAGAAAGCAUAUGCAUGUUUUUCAGAUUCUUAUUUUAGGAAAACCAGAAAGUUUCUAUUGUUUCAGUGUUAGCAUACAAAAUAAAGUGUGAAAGUAUCACUAUUGCAUUUGAACUACUUCCUUCCUGGUGGGUUAAUGUGAAUAGAUAGGUUGGCUGAUUCCAAGAACUCCACCGGCCCUGAAAUAAUCUCCAGGUCCUGGUUAUUGUUGAAAUAUUCCACCGUGAUUCCUAGGAAGGAAGCUAGUUCUGCUUGGCGUCAGCGUCUGGGGUGAGGUGGUGUCCUGGGAAGGGACACCAGUUGUUCCUGGGCGACAUCUGUAACUGCUCUGGACACCAGACGGUUGCAUUGCUACCAGGCUUCAUACCAAAUAUUUGGAAGGAUGGUUCUAAAUCUAAAACCAAAUCUUAGUUUUUAUUGAAUUCACAGAAAGGAUAAUUAAUAUAUUCCAACAUAAUUAUUACUGACAGUUAAAUCACAUAUUAAUUUAUUUUAGUGUAAAUAUUUGUAUGUUACUGUUCUGAGCCAAAUUCUAAAGAAAAAAUAAAUAUAUUUGUGGAAAUCCUAA